CCUCUCACCGUCGCCGGCAGCCAGUGUUACCUUUGACGGCCGGACGUGUGGUUGUUCGCUGUCAGUGACGUCGCUGCCGACGCUCGUGCUACACGUCUAUGAUGUUUCGGUGAUUUCCAAGUCGGACUUAUGAGUGAAGGAUAAAAUCGUAUGAUUGGAGUUCAGUGACAGGUACAGAUCUCAUCACCCUGGAUUUUGGAUUUUUCGAGGAUUGUGUAAAGUGACAUUUUGGAUUUUUCCAAGAUAUAAACAGUGCAGUGUCAGAAAAUUUGGAUUGCAUCUAAGUGACAAAAUAUUUGAGGAUUGAAAGAAAUAAACGAAGUGGAUUUUGCAAGGAUCAGUGCAUCGUGGAAGUGCUAUUGUAAAAGGGGUGCGUCCGAACGACAGGACGGCGAACUCUGGCGGUAUUGGGUACGCGGGAGCCCCGAUCAACUUCGCGGGAGCACACGCUCCCGAUAGUGGAAAAAACAACCCUCUGCAAGGGACAAUCGGGUACCGAGCCAACACCCCUAGCGGCUAUGGGUGCGCCGGCGGUGCGGGCGCGAUGAGCGGCGGCGGCGAGAACGCGCAGUUCGGCGCCACCGCCGCCAUGGUCGCCGCGGCCUCCACGGCUGCGAUGCAGGACUCGCAGCCAUUCUCGCAGAUGCAAAACAACAUGACGAUGGGCAACCCUCAAUACAAUGCGAUGAACGGCUACGGUCAGCAACGUAGUCAUAACCCCGCCAUGACUGGCAUGGGGAUGGGCAACGGCGGUAUGAACGGCAUGACUGGCAUGGGCCAGAUGGGUAACGCUGGCAUGAACGGCAUGAACCCGAUGGCACAGAUGGCCAACAUGGGCAUGCACGCCAACAUGAUGCCCUCGCAGAUGGGCCCGGGCCAGAUGGGCGGCUCAGCAAAGAUGGCCGCAGGGUACCAGAGGCGACACACGCCGUACCCCUCCGGAACGAUGCUCAUGAACCAGCGGAAGCAAUACAUGGGUGGGCAGCCCGGCUUCGGACCGGCGCAGUACCCUGCCGGAUACGGCGGCCGACCUGGUUUCCAGGGGCAGUAUCCACCGCAGCAACCGUUGGGACCAAGCUCGAACUUCGGUCCGACGAUGCGGGGAACUAUGCGUCAGUCGACGCCGCCUUACUCGAAUCAGGGGCAGUAUUUCAAUGGUGGUGUUCCUAACCAGUUCCCGCAACACCAGGGCGGGAACGGGCAGUAUGGGGGGCAAUACGGCGGGCAGUUCGCGCAGGAGGUGGCGAUGCGCACCAACAUGAGCUACCAGCACAGCCCGGUGCCCGGCAACCCCACUCCGCCGCUCACUCCCGCCAGCAGUAUGCCGCCCUACAUCAGUCCUAAUGCGGACGUCAAACCCCACUUUAAUGAGCUCAAACCACCGAUGGGCAUGCAAAAUGACGAGCUCCGGUUAACAUUCCCUGUAAGAGAUGGUAUUAUACUACCACCAUUUAGAUUAGAACAUAAUUUAGCAGUUAGCAAUCAUGUAUUCCAAUUAAAACCCACGGUCCACUCAACGUUAAUAUGGAGGUCGGAUCUUGAGUUACAACUAAAAUGCUUCCACCACGAGGAUCGGCAAAUGAACACUAAUUGGCCAGCGAGUGUUCAGGUGUCAGUUAACGCCACCCCAUUAGUCAUAGAUAGAGGCGAGAACAAAACAUCACACAAACCAUUGUACCUGAAAGAAGUGUGCCAGCCUGGCAGAAACACGAUACAGAUCACCGUUUCUGCUUGCUGUUGUUCACAUCUAUUCGUACUGCAAUUAGUCCACCGGCCGAGCGUUCGAAGUGUCCUGCAAGGGUUACUGAGGAAGCGGUUGCUGACAGCGGACCACUGCAUCGCUAAAAUAAAGAUGAACUUCAACCAGUCGCCUGGCAACGGCAACAACGGCUCCAACCCAUCUGACAGAGACAGCGUUGAACAAACAGCUCUCAAAGUGUCAUUAAAAUGUCCAAUAACCUUCAAGAAAAUCACAUUACCAGCGCGCGGACACGAGUGCAAACACAUACAAUGCUUCGAUUUAGAAUCGUAUUUACAACUCAACUGUGAGCGGGGAUCGUGGAGAUGUCCGGUUUGCAAUAAACCAGCGCAAUUAGAAGGCCUAGAAGUUGAUCAGUACAUGUGGGGUAUCCUGAACACGUUGAAUAAUUCUGACGUUGAUGAAGUGACUAUUGACAGUGGAGCUAAUUGGAAGGCAGCUAAAAGUCCAGCUAACCCUGGCAUUAAGCAGGAGGAAGACAGCAAUGACAACAGCGUCGGUAAGCGAGGCAAGGCGGUGUCGCCUGGAUCCAUGAACAUGCCAACAAUGAACAAUUGGGAGAUGAACCAGGCCCUUUCCCCGUACCUGCCGCCAGACAUGAACACAAUUGCAAGCGGUUCCAUGAUUUCCCAAUACAACCAAAGCUCACAAAACCGAAACCCAGCUUCGAACAACCAGAACUAUGAUUUCGGAAUGAACAAUGGCCCGGGAAGCAAUGAAUAUGCCGGCAACGGACCCCUGUCACAUCUGAACGAGAGCGUCAACUCCUUAGACCCACUCAAUGCCAUGGAAAAGAGUCUUAAUGAGCAGAUGCCCCACACGCCACACACGCCGCACACGCCCGGCUCGGCGCACACGCCGGGCGGCGGCGGCGCCACCCCCGGCUCCAGCCACACCCCGGGCCCGCCCUCGGUCGGCCACCACUCGCUGACUGACGUCGACAUCCCCGGAGACCUCAACUUCGACCCCGCCGCCGUUAUAGACGGCGAGGGCACCGAUAAUCUCAAUCUGCUGCCGGAGACGACGGUGGACCCGAUGGAGCUGCUGUCGUACCUGGACGCGCCGGCGCUGGGCGAGCUGCUGGCCACGCCGCCGUCGUCGUCGUCGUCGGCCGGCUCGCACCCGCCGCGCGCGCCCUCCUCCGACGACCUGCUCGCGCUCUUCGAGUAGGCGCCCCAGGUUGUUCGGAACGGUGUGCUCGUGUCCACGUCCGUCGUGAACCCCGGGCGGGGUUCAUCGCGCUACGGCCGUGCGUAAAACUCGCAUUCGAGCCGGCGAGGCCCGACAUUGUGAUACUAGAUUUUAGUUCCUUCUCCGCGUGUCGUCAUCCCGACCGCUCCUCGACGUUCGUAGAACGGUCGGCAGCGCUCGGGACGGCCGCCCCCGGCGCUGCCCGUGCUCGCCGGCGCGGGGAACACUUAGUAGAUAUUUAGUGUAGAGGCGGAGGCGCGCCACGCCGGCCGUACACCGCGGUGCGUGCUGUAUAGUUCCUCGCACCACCGUGAGCGGUGGCGCCACUAAACUCCCCAAAUUCUAAACUCUAGUGUAUACUGUAACGCAGAUCUUUCUUCUCGUUCGAUUCGAUAUAAUCAAUUAGAGUUUUGAUUUGUGUCUGUAAGUUGUACAUAGAGUGGAGUUAUUUUACUUGUGCUAGUGGGCGAGCGGCGCCGGCGCUGUACAUAUAGCGUAGCCGCGCGCGCCGCUCGGAGGCAUUAUGAAUCUUAUAGUUCCUAUUCGAUGCGAGCGAACUAUAAUGUUCAAUUGCCAUUUACUGUAAAAUAUUCCUUAAAGUUUUCGCAUAUUCUGCAUUUUUAAAUGGUAAGAUAUUUUAGAAUUUGUGAGUAUAGUGCUACUCGCUUAUUGGGUGAUAUAUUCUAAAGGAGUUGUUUGAAUCAACAAAUAAAUGGUAACAAAUUAGUUACAAAACUAUAUUGUAAAUGUGAGUGCAAAAAUGAACUCUGUUAAAUUAUUUUGCGUUAUGUGAAUCGAAGAAUGAUAGAAAUAUAUUUAAUUUCUAUAUAAAUAGUAACGAACUGUAUUAUUUGUAAAUAUGAAUUUAGUUAAGAAUAUAUUAUAUUACCUAGUUAUAUUUAGGAGAACAUGGCAGAUACUUAUAUGACGGCCAGUUUAGUAUAGUAUUACUAAAUUUAAAAAUCUACACAUGGUUUUACAUGUAUAUACAAAUUACCUAUACAAGAUUGUACCGACGCGGCCAGAGUAUGGACAUGGGCUUACAAUUAAUCACUUUCUUGAAGAACAUACUAUUAAUUUUAAGCGAACUCAUUUACUCAUUUUCUUCACAAACACUAUUUCAAAAUAAUUCCCAUACCCCAUUAAACUAGUUAUACUUGAGAUAAAGUCCACCGAAAUACUCCAACUUCAGAAAUCAAAGAACCAAUUAGUUUUAAUCUGUAUUAUCUAAACUUUCUUUAGCGAAAUUUUAGUGAAAUUGUAUUCCUUUAGACAAAAUAGUUUUAGUGUAAUAACUUUCCUUCUUCGAUAUUGAUUAGCGAAUGACUUAAACAACUUAUAGUGCAAAAUUUGUGAAGACUACUCGGCGAUAUCUAUCGCUGCAAAGGAAUCUUUGCAAAAAUGUAGCGUUUGAAGUCAAUAUUUACAUAACAGCCUACAUCCUAAACUCUGGCGCGUAUCUUUCUGCAAGUGCAAACACCCAUUAAUACUAUACAUACUUAGUAAAAUUCUGUCUCUGCUCAUCUUCAUUUUUUUGUUUAAAUGUUUCAACACAAAUGUGACAAACUAGAAAUAACAAUAAACUCUUCGGCGUCGUUUAAACAAUUGUUAUGUAAUUUUAAACUUAUUGUAAAUUGUCAAAAUUGUGAUGAGCAUUUAAUAGACAGAUCUUAUUUCACGUAUUUUCAAAUGUUUGGUUAUAUAUCAAGUGCAGAGGCAAACGGAAGAAGUUACUUAACACUUUUUUUAUCCUAUUUUCGUUUCUACCUCGCUAGACGAUCAACAAGGAAAUUUCUAAAUGGAAUUUAGUUCCCAUACCAAGAUAUUACUCCAUAAUUAAUUUAGAUGGUGUAAAAUUUUCAAAUAAAUCUACUGUUUAAAUGAGGUUUUAAAUAACAGUUUAUAAAAUAUCUCUAACUUAGAGUUGUAUGUAAAACUGACGAGAUCUUUUCACUAACUUGUGUAAAAAUUGGUGAUUUGCGCAUCUUUACUUCAUGCUAUGAAUAUGAACGCCUUUAGAGUUAGUCGACUAUUACGGAAAACAAUAAAAUUAGUGUUAUUUGAAGCGGUGGUCACCUACUCGGACAAGAGACGAUGAUAACUACGUAAAUAAUGGAAUGAAAUUGCCUUCACAAUAUUACGGAUGCCUUCUUAGCGACAAGUAUAUCGCUGUAACUAUUACAAUAUAUUGUAACAUUAUGAAGAAAAGAGACGAAAAAACACUAAGUGAAUUGUAACCGGCAUUAAAAAGACCACAUUAAAGCAAUUAAUUUAUAAAGCAAUUUUUCAAUUUGACAUUUGCGCAUUUAAAAGCAACUUUGCAAUCUCCAUAAAUGUCAAAUAGCAAUAUUGCUUUUGUAGAUUAAUUACUUCAAUGUGUCCUCUUAACCCUUGAGGGGCUUACGGUAAUGAGGUUCAGUGAGUAGUCUUAAUGCGGGUAGCUGACCACAGCUUUUACAUAAAUUACAUACUUUUAAGGGACCUUAAAUUCCAGUUAGCUAGUUCUAUUUAUUGUAGUGAAUAUUGCCGCUGAGUGGAUCCCCGCCCGAUUUUUGUAAGACCAAAUAGUACUUUUAUACGCAUUUACCUCUUUUAGGUAAUGACGAGUUUGUUUAUAAUAAAAAGGAAAAUAUCACAAAAAAUGUAUAGCAUAUCACGUUAUAAUGAAAACAAAAAUCCCAUGGACGAUCCACCCAGUAGUGUGAAUGAUUACAAUAUAUAUUUUGUUGAAUAUUAUAAUGAACUGCUCUGGAGUAAAGUAGAUUUCGUGCUCGUACAAAUGUAAGAGGCAUUUGGAAAUAAGUGAAAGAAGAAUUCUAAAAUAAGUUACUACGCAACCCAUGACUCGCAGAGGUAACCCAAACUGUACUGUAGUUAUACAUUUUGAACUUUAUGUGAACGUUUUAGCAAUCAAGUUGGUACCUACUGAAAUUCAUUUCGAAACGUGUAAAAUGAAAAAAAAACAUAACAUUUUUAUGUUAUUGAAAAUAAAAUGAAUCUAAAAAUUA
Molecule: messenger RNA, 5958 nt
Organism: Pectinophora gossypiella (pink bollworm)
Lineage: Eukaryota; Metazoa; Arthropoda; Insecta; Lepidoptera; Gelechiidae
Gene: tna
Product: zinc finger MIZ domain-containing protein 1
Exons: 11
Coding region: 545-2929 (794 amino acids)
Biological process (GO): regulation of transcription by RNA polymerase II; protein sumoylation
Molecular function (GO): zinc ion binding; SUMO ligase activity
Source: RefSeq, a predicted model, not a curated record